This is a messenger RNA of Folsomia candida, 2054 nucleotides long. RefSeq names its product CCR4-NOT transcription complex subunit 9 (gene Rcd-1). Gene Ontology annotation, cellular component: CCR4-NOT core complex; CCR4-NOT complex; P-body. NCBI's taxonomy places the organism in Eukaryota, Metazoa, Arthropoda, Collembola, Entomobryomorpha, Isotomidae. The coding region runs from base 427 to 1395 and encodes 322 amino acids. The record is from RefSeq and is a predicted model, not a curated record. Gene Ontology annotation, biological process: negative regulation of translation; mRNA catabolic process. The transcript is spliced from 8 exons.
CAGACAGUGCUUCCCGCUUUUGGUAAGAAUUGCCGACCCAAGCCAGAGGAGCAGAUUAUUCGCUUUGGCGAAAAAAUUGCACAAAAUAUUUAUUGUGUCGAUGUUCCAACGUCGAUUCAGUUGUGUGAUUGUGUGGGGAUAAGCGAAUUUCCUUGGUUCACUGCCACCCCUAAUAAAUCAUCAGUUGAAUUAAGAUCAUUGGAGUGAACGAAUAACACUCAAAGAACAGAGGGAGGGAGAGAGCGAGCUUUAUUUAUUAAUAUUUAUUAUGCAGAAAUAAUUAGUUCUUCUUAGCUGGUAUAGGGUCACUCGAAUAUUUGGCUUUAACCUUAGGCUUUAUUUCAGUCGAUAAAAUCAUUUCUUCGGUCAAACCAACCGAAACAUAAGUUCUUUCAAUACAACACGAAUAAUUCGGCCGAAUAAAAAAUGAAUCCAAAUAAUUCCACGCCCAAUGCUGACCUAUUUUCCCAACAACCUCCAUCGUCUUCCCAGCAACAAAUGGGACCUUCGCAAAUCCCCCAAGCUGUGGACAGAGAUAAGGUAUACAUGUGGAUCAAGGAGUUGACGCACCCACAGAGCAGGGAGAAUGCACUCUUGGAACUCUCAAAAAAACGAGAAGUUGUCCUCGAUCUGGCACCAAUGUUGUGGUUUUCGGGCGGAACAAUGGCGAGUCUUUUACAAGAAAUCGUGGCUAUUUAUCCUUACAUAAAUCCACCAACCCUAAAUGCUCAUCAAUCCAACAGAGUGUGCAAUGCACUGGCUUUAAUGCAAUGUGUGGCUUCUCAUCAGGAAACUCGAGGAAUGUUCCUUCAAGCUCAUAUCCCUCUUUUUUUGUACCCGUUUCUCCACACCACUUCAAAGACAAGACCUUUCGAGUACCUUAGGUUGACAAGUUUGGGAGUCAUUGGUGCUCUUGUAAAGAACGACGAAGCAGAAGUCAUCAACUUUCUGUUGACGACUGAAAUAAUUCCCCUCUGUCUUCGUAUAAUGGAGACUGGAAAUGAACUUUCAAAAACAGUGGCUACAUUUAUACUUCAAAAAAUUUUGAUCGAUGACCAAGGACUGGUUUACAUUUGUCAAACGUAUGACCGAUUUUCUCAUGUUGCAAUGAUACUUGGAAAAAUGGUAUUGAGCUUGGCAAAAGAACCAAGUGCAAGAUUGCUUAAGCAUGUUGUACGGUGCUAUUUGCGAUUGUCCGAUAAUUCAAGAGCGAGGGAAGCUUUGCGUCAAUGUCUUCCGGACCAACUAAAGGACAACACAUUCGCCAAGUGUUUGAAGGACGAUAAAUCAACAAAGUAUUGGCUUUCUCAGCUACUUAAAAACGUCGAAGCAUCGCCUCCAGCUUCGGCACAAUCUUCUGGACCAGACCUUUCAAGAUCUACUCCUGUUAAUUAAUCAAUCGAUGUAAUAAUUGCUACAAAUCUUUUAUAUUUAAUAACCUCGUUGCUGCUGAAGAUAUACCCAUAUGGCGUGACGCGGGUAAUGUAUUUUCAAUUUGAAGUAUGUAUCCAAGUUUCCAAAAGUCAUUUUUGUAAAGAUGAUGACUAGAUAGUUAAUCAAAGGCAAUGUCCGCCUGCAAUUGCAUUGAUAUUAAUUACGCAUAAUAAUGAAAUGCAAAUAUUGAAAUUUCUAUAUAUUAAGGAUAAACAACAUGAACGUGCACUGGACUACACUUUGUAGUACUAGUAGUUUUCCUGACCUUAUACCGCUUUGAAUUUAAAGUGUACAACUGAUUUUGCCCGAUUUAGUAUUUUAGCUGGUGACAAUAUUUAUUUUAUUGAUGAUAAAAUAAAUUCCCGUCAAAAAUAUUUAAACUCAUAAUCAUUUUCAUGCUCCAAUUGGGAAAAUUAGCUUCAAUUUAACCAAUAGACUCAAACUAUUAGUAAAUAUUAUACAUAUAUUUUCGUAAUCGUAAUUAACUCACUCCCAAUAAGAACUUCCUAAACCCAUUAUACAACACACCAUAUAUACUGUAUUUGUGGAAGAGGACUGUCGCAUCACUUUCUUGCGAAUUAAAAUUAAUAAAUAUUUUCUGACUUAAAGCCAUGUAAAAA